AUGGAGGGUUCGAAGUCGUCGAGCACAACGAUGCAGGUGAGCUUCGUGUGUCAGCGGUGCUCUCAGCCGCUCAAACUGGACACAUCGUUCAACGUGCUGGACCGAGUCACCAUCCAGGAGCUCAUCGCCCCGCUGGUCACCGUGACCCCCAACAAGCAGGCUGACCGCAGCCGAGGGGGGACACAACCAGAGGAGACAUUUGUGGAAAAUAAGCAAGAUGGAGUGUCCAGAAAAUACAUCCCCCCUGCACGGAUGAUGUCCACAGAGAGCGCCAACAGUUUCACUCUGAUCGGAGACGCAUCUGACGGUGGCACCAUGGAAAACCUUAGUCGUAGACUGAAGGUAACGGGCGACCUGUUCGACAUCAUGUCCGGUCAAACGGACGUGGAUCAUCCUCUGUGUGAGGAAUGCACGGACACUCUGCUGGAUCACCUGGACACGCAGCUCAACAUUACGGAGAACGAGUGUCAGAAUUACAAGCAGUGUCUGGAGCUGCUGUCCACCCUACAAGUGGAGGAAGAGGAGACUCUGCUGAAGGAGCUCCAGCAGCUGAAAGACGAGGAGGAGACCCUGGUCAAAGAGCUGGAGGCUGUGGAGGAACAGAGGGCCGCGGUGGCCCAGGACCUGUCCCAGACCAGGAUCCAGUCUCAGCAGCUGGACAAAGAGGAGCUACAGUACCAAAAGGAGUACAGCGAGUUCAAACGGCAGCAGCUGGAGCUGGAUGAUGAGCUGAAGAGCGUCGACAACCAGAUGCGCUACUGCCAGAUUCAGCUGGAUCGACUGAAGAAAACCAAUGUUUUCAAUGCAACGUUUCACAUCUGGCACAGCGGUCAGUUUGGUACCAUCAACAACUUCCGUCUGGGUCGCCUUCCCAGCGUCCCUGUGGAGUGGAACGAGAUCAACGCAGCCUGGGGGCAGACGGUGCUGCUGCUUCACGCCCUAGCUAAUAAAAUGGGGCUGCGAUUUCAGAGAUACCGUCUUGUCCCAUACGGAAACCACUCCUACUUGGAGUCGCUGACAGACAAGUCAAAGGAACUUCCUCUGUAUUGCUCAGGUGGCUUGAGGUUCUUCUGGGAUAACAAGUUUGAUCACGCCAUGGUGGCCUUCCUGGAUUGUGUGCAGCAGUUCAAAGAGGAGGUGGAAAAAGGAGACACUGGCUUCUGCCUCCCGUACAGGAUGGAUGUGGAGAAAGGGAAGAUUGAAGAUACAGGCGGCAGCGGCGGUUCCUACUCGAUAAAAACCCAGUUUAACUCCGAGGAGCAGUGGACCAAGGCGCUCAAGUUUAUGCUCACCAAUCUGAAGUGGGGACUGGCCUGGGUUACCUCACAGUUCUACAACAGAUAAACCCCCCUGGAUUUAUUAACGUCAGUCAUGUGCACUUGAUAGAUUUCAUACGAUUCUUGAACUGUUUUUACUAUAUUGCAUCUAUGUCAGUAUAAUGUUUCUCUUAAGUUUUUUUUUGCUUCAUGGUGGGGAUUGAAAGUAGCGUGGACUGUAUUGAAGCCCCUCUGCAAGCAGAAUGUGUUCUUUUUGUGGUAAUCUGCUUCAGAUUAAUAAUUGUAUUUUCUGAAACUGUGGCACUGAAUAAAUGACACGCUUCAUCCAAAGAGAAGUCAGACAGCUCAGAUUUAUUUCAAGUUUUAAAAGGUACCAGGUUUUGUGUUUUACUGCAUCUUGGUGAUAUCCUGUGACAAAUGUUUGAUUAGGAGCUUAUGGU
Molecule: messenger RNA, 1717 nt
Organism: Nematolebias whitei (Rio pearlfish)
Lineage: Eukaryota; Metazoa; Chordata; Actinopteri; Cyprinodontiformes; Rivulidae
Gene: becn1
Product: beclin 1, autophagy related
Exons: 11
Coding region: 1-1344 (447 amino acids)
Biological process (GO): late endosome to vacuole transport; autophagy; autophagosome assembly
Cellular component (GO): phosphatidylinositol 3-kinase complex, class III, type I; phosphatidylinositol 3-kinase complex, class III, type II; phagophore assembly site
Source: RefSeq, a predicted model, not a curated record